Ailuropoda melanoleuca (giant panda) is the source of this 4491-nucleotide messenger RNA. RefSeq names its product interleukin 7 receptor (gene IL7R). Gene Ontology annotation, biological process: cytokine-mediated signaling pathway; positive regulation of receptor signaling pathway via JAK-STAT; hemopoiesis. The transcript is spliced from 8 exons. Gene Ontology annotation, molecular function: protein binding; cytokine receptor activity. Bases 97 to 1467 code for a protein of 456 amino acids. The record is from RefSeq and is a predicted model, not a curated record. NCBI's taxonomy places the organism in Eukaryota, Metazoa, Chordata, Mammalia, Carnivora, Ursidae. Gene Ontology annotation, cellular component: external side of plasma membrane; membrane.
GAUUUGUCUGUCUUUCUGUCACUGGUUCGCUCUCUCUCAUUCAUUCCUACACACAGGCUCACACACCUCCUCUCUCCUUUCUUUCUCUCUCUCAGAAUGACGAUUCUGGGUACAGCUUUUGGUAUGGUUUUCUAUUUACUUCAAGCCGUUUCUGGAGAAAGUGGCUAUGCACAGAAUGGAGAGUUUGAAGACGCCGAGCUGGAUGACUAUUCAUUCUCUUGCUACAGUCAGUUGGAAGUGGAUGGAACCCAGCACUUGCUGACCUGUGCUUUUGAUGACCCGGACAUCAACAGCACCAAUCUGGAAUUUGAAAUAUGUGAAGCCCUUUUGAAUGUAAAAUGCCUGACUUUUGAUAAACUGCAAGACAUGUAUUUCAUUAAGACAAAGAAAUUCUUACUCAUUGGAGACAGCGAAAUAUAUGUGAAGCUUGGAGGAAGGAACAUAACUUCCAAGAAAUUGAACAUAGUCGAGAUAGUUAAACCUGAGGCUCCUUUUGACGUAAGAGUCAUCUAUCGCAAAGGAGCAAAUGACUUUCUAGUGACAUUUAACACAUCUCAUUCACAAAAGAAGUAUGUGAAAGAAUUAAUGCAUGAAGUAGCCUAUCGCCAGGAAAAAAAGGAAAAUGACUGGAUGCGUGUGAACUUAUCCAGUACAAAGCUGACACUCCUACAGAGAAAGCUACAACCUGAUGCAAUGUAUGAGAUUAAAGUCCGGUCCAUCCCUAAUGCCAACUAUUUUCAAGGCUUCUGGAGUGAAUGGAGUCCAACCUUCCACUUCAGAACUCCAGAGAUCACAGGGAGGAUGGAUCCUGUUUUACUAACUAUUAGCAUUCUGAGUUUCUUCUCUGUGGCUCUGAUGGUCAUCUUGGCCUGUGCAUUAUGGAAAAAAAGAAUUAAACCUAUUGUGUGGCCCAGUCUCCCCGAUCAUAAGAAGACUCUGGAACAACUGUGCAAGAAACCAAAAAAGAAUUUGAAUGUGAGUUUCAAUCCUGAAAGCUUCCUGGACUGCCAGAUUCAUAAGGUGGAUGGCAUUCAAGCUAGAGAUGAAGCAGAAAGCUUUCUACAAGACACUGCUCCACAACUAGACGAGUCUGAAAAGCAGAGGCUUGGAGGGGGUAUGCAGGGACCCACCUGGCCAUCGGAGCAUGCAGUCAUCACCCCAAAAACUUUCAGAGGAGAUUCACCCUUCGGACGCCUGGCUGGGAGCAUCAGUAUGUGUGAGGCCCUUGUGCAACCCUCAUCCAGGUCCCCAGACUGCAGGGAAGGUGGCAAGAAUGGGCCUCAUGUGUACCAGGGCCUGCUGCUUGGCCCUGGAACUACAAACAGCACUGUGCCCGCUCCAUUUCCUUUCCAGUCAGGAAUCCCCACACUGAACCCAGCUGCCCAGGGACAGCCUGUGCUCACUUCCUUGGGAUCAAGUCAGGAGGAAGCAUAUGUCACCAUGUCCAGCUUCUACCAAAACCAGUGAAUUGUCAGAAACGCAGUACUGGAACCAUGAUGACAGACAAAGAUGAGUGAGCUCCUACUUACUUUCCCUUGCAGCACAAAGAAGACAAAAUUAAUGCCAGCCCUGCAUGCAAUCUACAGGAUUCGGAAACAUAGCUUGGACCACUCCUCCCUACUCCAGGGGCAUUUGGCUUGAGGCAGAAACACUCUGCUUUAGGCAAUCCAAGUUAUUCCAUUAUUUCAGAAAGAAAAAGAAGCAGGAAAGAAUGAAAUAAAGGGUGAAGGGGUGCGGGAGGCAGGCAGAGGAUAAGGGAAGAGAGAGGGAAAGGAGAACAGGGAUGGUAGCUACCAUUACUAGGACUCACUGUGUGUCCUGUGCUCUACACAGCUUGUCUCCCUGCAUCCUCACAGUAAUCCUGGGCACUGGCUCAAUUGUUAUUAUUAUUAUUAAUUAUUAUUCUCCUUUCUAAUAGAUGAUGAAACUGAGGCUUAGAGGCAUUAAGUAACUUGCCCAUUUUGUCCCCACUCAGCAUGGGGUUUGAUGGCCAGAGUCUAACUGUGGUCCCCCCCGCCUCCCCAAGCCAUGUGCCUUCCCCUUGACUACGGGCUGUCCCAUUCACAAGUGCCAAACCUCACUAAUAAUGAACGGGGAUGGCUAUAUAAUUUAUUGUCCAAAUUGGGUCACUUUUGAACGUGAGAGGGGAAGUUAUAAAUACUCAUUCUAGGACAAGCAGCAUAAGCCAGGAGUUUCCCAGACACAUAAGGACAUGGCCACCAAAAAGAAAAGACUAAGAAAAAGAAAGGGUCCCAUAGUUUGUGAACUACCAUGGCCAGCCAUGUCUACAAAAACUGAAGAAGGCAAGAAAAAGCCACAAAUUCCAUUUGAUUUUGUUUUUAUGAAAAAGGAGAAGUCCACGAUUUCUGCUGUUACCAAGAGCAGGAUUCUUUUGCUACCACCACCCCGCAGCACCCAUCAAUAAUAGAAGAAUCUGUUGCCAGCUCUGGACACAGGUGCAUUUGAGCAACGAGCCAGGAAUAAACUUUCUGUGUGUGUCGAGAUUGCCCCCAACCCAAAUGUGUCUACAGACUGUCCUGAGUUUUAUGGCCUUGUAUCUUGCCAUGAGCUUCAGGGAGAACCGUAAGCACGUGCAGUGAGGGAGCUGACUUGGCCCUGUGCUUGAAGAUACAGAAGAUUUGGCAGGUGUCCUUUUGCAUUUCUUGGUCUAGAUGAAUUUCUAGUGACUCUCUCAAACCAAGGCAAGGCAGCUGAGCAAUUUCAGCCCGGGAGAGCACAGCGGAGGCCUCUCCCUCAGGCCCCCAGCCCCUGGAUACAUGCAGAGCCACACAGGGCAGCCGAGGCGCAGGAAGUCAGGAAGGGCAUAGGUUCAGGGUUUGGUUUGGUUUUGUUCAGGGGUUUAUCACUGUUGUUGUUGCUGAUAUUUUUGUAUCUUUUUGUUCUGUUUUUACUUUUUUAGGGGGUGACAUGUUUUUAAUUUUCUUGUUUGUUUUGUUUUGGGAUAUCUGGGAAGGGGGUUUUAAAUUUUAUCGAACAGAUCUUAUCUGCUGACUUAGAGGUCUAAUGAUAAUAAGAUCAUUUUUCUUCCCUUGGGCAUUGUACUUUCCAAAUCCUUUCCUCUGAAUCAGUAGUGAUGAAUAUAAUCUCACCUUCCCUUAGAUUUGUUUAGUGCUUUUGUGAUUUUCAAAGCCUUUCCAUAAGCAUUAUCUCUUUCAUUUCCUUGACAAGUAUUUAUGGAAAGCCUGCUAUGUCCCAACCACAGAGUUGGGCGGGGUGGAGCUAAGACAAAAAAGUUGGGGAACUCAAAAAGUGGAAAAUCUAAUGAAAGUGGCAGCUUUGUAAACAAAUGAUGAUAAUCACACAAAGUGCCGUAAUAGAGGCGUGUUCAAAGUGCCCUGUUGAAGACAAUCAGGGAAAAUGCCAAAAAAGUGAUACACAUCUACAUGGAGGAAAAGCAGAAUCUGCCUGGUGUGUCGACAGCAGAAGACAUUUUCCACCAGGUGGAUAUGUGCUCUUUACCUUUUGUAGAAAUGGGAACCAGGUCUCAAAGAGGAGGUCAUCACAGGAAACCUCAUGCCAACCUAGUUCUCUUGUACCUUACCACAGAGGUCCUAUGAGUGUGUGGUUAGCUUUGACUUAUGGGGAAAUUGGGGCACAGAAAGGACAGGUAAGUUAUUCCACCUUAGGUGUGAUGUCAGAACUGAAAGCCAGAAGUUUGUUUUCCUGGCAUAAUAGACAAUCUCUCAAAGAAUGAGGGGAUAAGUCUGGAGGAAGAUCCAAGUCACUCCAGCUCUAAAAUCCCGUAUUUCGGUAUUGUUGGGCACAGAUUAUCAUUUGAAUUUCGUGUGUGAAGGUCUGUCUGUUACUGGAGGGAUCUGAAAUCCAUGUAUCAUGCUCUUAUAAUCAUAUCUGCUGCUAAGGUGUGAUCUUCUACUCAAGGACAAGGUAUAAUGUCAGAUUACAAGUUUGUUCUGACCAACCUCCCUUUGGAUUUCAUUAAGAAGGAAAAGCUGGCGAGAGACGACGCAGAAGGCGGAGAUGUAAACAGCUAGUUCUACAUGGCAUGAAAUGAGAGCUGUUAAACAGGCAGCUCAUUUGGCCAAUUAAACAAUCCUGGCUGGAUCUAGGGAGCCUUGGCUUUUUCGACUGAUUUUCCGCUAGCCUUCGCCUCUCCCGUCAUUCUGGUUUCCAUGGAAACUGGCUUCAGAAAAGCCAAGUAUAGGCUAUUUCAGAUGUGCACCCUGUGUUUUCCUAGCACUUCUGGAGGGGCUGCAAGAUGGAACUGGCCAGGAAGAUGGUGAGACUAUGUGAUAAGACAACUGGAAUGGUACAGAUCAGAUAGCAUUGUGUUAGCUCAGUGGUUUUUCUUUGAUGUUAUUGUAAAAACUCUCCGGCAUUCACUACAGCGAAGGUCUCUGAUUUGACCAUGUACCUCCCACAUGCAUUACAAACAUUUCGCAGAGCUGCUAAGUAUAUCAGCAUCCAGUGUGUGUUACCAUCUCAUAUUUAAUAAAAUGCUAUGAAACUCUC